Molecule: messenger RNA, 2218 nt
Organism: Cylicocyclus nassatus
Lineage: Eukaryota; Metazoa; Nematoda; Chromadorea; Rhabditida; Strongylidae
Source: the annotation of a GenBank genome assembly
AUGGCGCUAUUACGUACUUGCACGGCGCUUGCGGUCGGAACAAUUUCGCCUCCCUUUUUGUAUUACAGCAUUGUGAUAAGGUCAAUGGGUGAAUUUGGGAAGCGGACCAUACCAUAUUACAGACCGAUAUCCAUGGGACAGAGAGCCGCCAAGCACAACAUGCAGGCGGGCGUACGACUAUAUCAUCAACGGCACCAUGCGCAGGCAAUUCAUAAAUGGAGGCAAGCCCUGCAUCGGUUGACAAAUGCGGAGGAUCGUUUCAUAACGCUUGGCUAUCUGGCCCAAGCAUUCUGCGACAGUGGCGAGUUCGAGGCAAUGCUUCACUAUGCACUUCAGCAAAUGGAACUUGCAAACGAGCGUCACGACGAGUACAUGAAGAGCGAGGCGUUCCUCAACCUUGCCAAAGCUUAUGAAAGGCUCGCUGACUUCAGCAAGGCGUUGAGUUACGGCAAAGCAAGUUUGCAACACCCAAGCAUGGACCCGCGAACGCCAGGAUAUGCCCAUCUAGCAAUAGCUUGUGCUCAUCUGGGCUUCAGCCAAUUCCAAAAUUGUCUGGAAGCAUUUGAACAAGCGAUGAAUGUCGCAAAUGAGACUGGCGAUAAGCUGCUCGAGCUGCAAAUUUGCGUUGGACUUGGCUCGUUGUUUAUGUUAUUAAGAGAUUUGUCAAAAGCGCUGAUUUUUCUACGGAAUGCUAUGGCUAUAAUUCAGUCUGUCACAGUUGAUGACGUCCAUGCGAAAUAUAGGUGUACCAUUCUCUACCACCUCUCAGUGGCAUUGCGGAUGCGUGGAUCACUGGUCGAGGCAAAAGAGGCUUGCGAUGAAGCUCUACAGCUGGCUUCGGAGACGGGUAAUCGAGCACUCCAUGCCCGAUGCAUGUGCAGCCUAGCUGACAUAUACAGAGAGUUGGGAGAGUCCGAGGCAAAAGAAACAAUAACAAAGUCCUGGGCUCGCUACGAGGAGGCAUACCGCGUUCUGCGGGCGUCUCAGGAUCGAAUGGGCGAGGUGCUGGUGCUGGCCAGCAUGGCCAAGAGUGCAUCCGAGAGUCGCUCUCACUACACUGGACAAUGCGAGUGCCAAGCCAUUCAGCUGAAUAAGAAAUGCCUCGAUAUUGCGCGGACGCUCGGAUGCAAGCACGUCAUGCUCAAAUGCCACACGCGACUCGCCGAUCUGUACUCGCAGUUGAACGACGAAGAUAGCGAAGAAGUGGCCAGGAGGGCGGCUAGUCAACUCACGCAAGAAAUGGAGCUAUUCUGCAAUUUCUGUGGGCAAAGGUAUGGACUAAAAGACGAAAGUCUGCAAGCGCUACGAUGUUCACAUGUCUUUCAUGAAAGAUGUCUUCACACAUUCCUUUUGGAGCGCGAGGAUCAAACGUGUCCAAAAUGUCGGUGUCGAGCAAUUGUAUCGGAUAAUAUCUCGAUGAGAACGCCAAGCAUUUGCUCCACUGUGGAUGCACAAUCUCCCAGCACUUCACAAAUGGCAGUUCCAUCCGGUGGAGUGAAAACACCACUUGUAGCCGCUGCUGCUGAGCUUGGCGAUACUAGGCCGCAGUCCACUUUGACGAGGGCUUCAGUGAGACAAGCCGAGAGAGAUAUAGAUCGCUUGGACCGCACGUUGGAUCGGAUAGAAAGUCGCAACGAUACAAGCACUUUGAGAAAAACAAAACCUCCUCCACCUCCGCGGAAGCCCUGUUGCUCGAAGGAUGGUUUACCACCAUCGUCAGUUGUGUCUUUACCGCCACCGAUGCCGCUUUCAGAGACUGGGCCACUUGUCUACUCGCGGGCACCUACCAUUACCGAUGUUUAGUCCACCUAGGAGAUGUAUUAACCUUAUAUUUUCCGGUUACAUUUCCACACGAGUGCGAAUCACAGCGUGUGUACUCGAUUUUUCUCGAAAAAUCUAUGUUGACCAAAUCGCGAAUGUCCCCUGAAUUAGGCUAUGUUCGUAUAUAGAACAUUGUCGUGAUAUUUCUGCCACUGCCUUGUGCCCACACAGUCUGCGCCCCGAACCCUUUCAUGCCCGUCUACCUUUCAAUCGUUCACAAUUCGCGCAAGUCUAUCUCCUUUCCCAAAAGCCAUUCGCAUUCAUAUUUUGUAACUCUUCUGUAGACCGAUGUGCAUCUCUUCAUCAUUCACUUUUCUCGAACAAUCAAAGUCGAACGCUCACGUGCCCUAUUUGUAUACAAACUCUACCACUAGGUAAUGAUGAAAGUCCCUGCAGA